AAUGAUGAGGGGAAACCUGAGCCAUAUGCCUGAAUUCCUCCUUCUGGGACUUACCAGUGACCCCCAAAACCAGCAAUGGCUCUUUGCAAGCUUCCUGGCCAUGUACCUGGUCAAUGUGGCUGGCAACUCAGUCAUCAUUGCAGCCAUCCGGGGGGAUGCUCGCCUCCACACCCCCAUGUACUUCUUCCUCUCCAACCUUUCCCUGGUGGACAUCUGCUUUACCACUGUCAUUGUGCCACGAAUGCUGGUGAACAUGCUGACUCAGAGAAAGACCAUCCUCUUUGCCCAGUGCCUUGCCCAGAUGUAUUUCUUUGUGGCCUUUGGGAUCACUGACAGCUUCCUCCUGGCUGUCAUGGCCAUUGACCGCUAUGUGGCCAUCUGCAACCCCCUGCAUUACACCACAACCAUGAACCCCAGGCGCUGUCUCCUGCUUGUGAUCACAUCCUGGCUGGUGUCCCACCUCCACUCGCUCACCCACACCAUCCUCAUGGCCCGCCUCUCCUUCUGUGGGCCCAACAUCAUCCACCACUUCUUCUGUGAUGUCCAGCCACUGCUGAUGCUCUCCUGCUCUGACACAUCUGUCAAUGAGCUCUUGGCCUUCACAGAGGGCUCCUUUGUGAUCAUGAGCCCCUUCCUCCUCAUCACUAUCUCUUAUGCAUACAUUGCCCAUGCUGUUCUGCAGGUUCCUUCCAGGAGAGGCAGGUUCAAGGUCUUUUCCACCUGUGGAUCCCACCUCACAGUGGUUGCACUAUUUUAUGGAACCAUAAUAUCUGUGUAUAUCCGCCCUUCGUCCACCUACUCAGUGACAAAAGAUCGUGUGGUCACUGUUAUCUAUACAGUAGUUACCCCCAUGCUGAACCCUUUUAUCUACAGCCUUAGGAAUAAGGAUAUGAAGCAGCCUUGCACAAGCUGAUGAGGAAGAUGGAAUAGUAGAACCCCUGUAUGGUACAUCUCGGCAUUCACUCACUUGAUAAGGACUCAUGAGACAUAUGCUAGGUAAUAGGAACUGUAUUCAAUUACAUAAAUCAAUCAGGGCCGCUGUCUUCAAAUUAGUUACAGCAGUUCCCUGGUGGCUCAGUGGGUCAAGGUUCCAGCACUGUGCCUGCUGUAGCUGGAGUCUCUGCUGUGGCCCUGGUCAUAUCCUUGGCCCAGGAAUUUCCACAUGCUGAGGGCAUGG
This is a messenger RNA of Sus scrofa (pig), 1177 nucleotides long. Its product is annotated as olfactory receptor 1L6-like. The record is from RefSeq and is a predicted model, not a curated record. Gene Ontology annotation, cellular component: membrane. NCBI's taxonomy places the organism in Eukaryota, Metazoa, Chordata, Mammalia, Artiodactyla, Suidae. Gene Ontology annotation, biological process: G protein-coupled receptor signaling pathway. Gene Ontology annotation, molecular function: olfactory receptor activity; G protein-coupled receptor activity.